Molecule: messenger RNA, 11658 nt
Organism: Anopheles arabiensis
Lineage: Eukaryota; Metazoa; Arthropoda; Insecta; Diptera; Culicidae
Gene: sr
Product: dendritic arbor reduction protein 1
Exons: 6
Coding region: 1761-5201 (1146 amino acids)
Biological process (GO): regulation of transcription by RNA polymerase II
Molecular function (GO): RNA polymerase II cis-regulatory region sequence-specific DNA binding; DNA-binding transcription factor activity, RNA polymerase II-specific
Source: RefSeq, a predicted model, not a curated record
ACCACUGGCGAUGGUUGUAAUUGGCGUAAUCACGCGCAAGCACACGCAUACAUCUAGCGCGCGUCGGUCAGCUGUUUCACCGCGGUUUCACGACAUCGGACCGGCAAUUAAUCGUACACUGCCGCACCACACCACAGUGAGCGAAGCGCGAGUGAUAAGAACGGGUGGAAAGAAAGUGUGUUAGAAGUUGUAGCGAGUGAAUCAAUUCCUGGGCGCAGUCUGGGUACACACGCGGACUGAAAUGAGGUCUCGGUAAAGCGAUGGAAAAUGUGCAGUUUGGAGAUCAGUGCAGUGCUUGUGUCUGUUUUGAAGCGUGUGCCCUCUAAUCCUUUAGUUCAUGCUGAUAUCACAUAAUAUUGAUCGAUCAAUCGCAGCAGCUAGUGAAAUGCUCAGUUUGUCACCUGCAAAGGAUGCAGCCCUUGCAGCAGCCCUAGUGCGAUAAAAAUGUGAUUUCUUCAAAAAAGUACCAUUUUCCAGUGCAACUCUUCUCACACGAUUAAACCCACCGAAAAGCACAAGUAAGCCAUGAGUUAGUUCGUUUGGUUUCACCGUAUUCGUGUCCGUAGGUUUUGUCAGACCGUCGCGUAUUACCCUCCCCGUUCUCGUAAGGGUAGCAGUUAAUCAUAGCCGCACAUCCGGUCGUUGUGUGCUCGCUCGCUGACGCGUUUCUUGCCUUGUGAGAUGCGAUUAUUCGCCAGCUAGCAGCGUUCUAAGCACAUGCAGUUUUGAUGGCGGAGCGAUCAGAAAGCUGGCUGCGUGUUUGUUUAGCAACCAAGUAUGUGCUGGGUGUAAGGGUGUGUGUGUCACCAAUCCGUGUUUAGUUUGUCUUAGAGAAAUGCAUGCAUGCAAGUGAAGAAUUGAAGUGUCUGUAUGUUUGUUUGCGUUUUUAAUUUCGUUAGCGCCGCAAGUGGGUUAGUAAUCUGUCAAUUAUACAAAUGAGUGAAAAUGUGUUAUUUCCGUAGUUGGUUCUUUGUGAUUAAAUAUUCUCUAAAAUAUAAAGCUUAGAGGAUAGAGUAAAUUUAAGCUAAAACAUAUCAUGCUGUGAGGAUAAAUCAAUAACAGCAAAAGUGAAGAUAAACAGAUUUAAAUAUACUCCUUGGAAGAAUCGCAACCAUCAAUUGUGACUUAUUCUUCUCCCGCUAAAUUGCCAGAUCGCAGGCAGCCUUUAACAAAUAUUUGACAAGUGCUUCGAAUCCCAGGCGUUAAAUUGUGUUCACUGCUGUUCACCUCAUUGCAACUGCGCCAACCGUUGCCGUUCAUACACCAGUCUUUAGGUUAUUGAAUUCAAUGUUCCUCAAAGUGAUUGAGUACUAAAUGCGUGAAGUGUGUGUUGGUGACUAGGAGCGAUUAAACAGUUGUAGUUUGUGCAAAAGAAAAUAUGAUUUAUUCAAGUGCAACAAGUGUGGUGUUGAAUAUAUUGAGAGUAAUUAUAAAAUAGAAAAAAAGUGCAUACAAUUGUAUCUAACUAAGCAGAAAAAAAGCUUUGUCAUGCCUACGUAGUUCCAAUUACGGUGUAUAUUGAUUAGAAUUAUCUGCUCAAAGCGUGCUGCUGCGCGUAUGUGUUUCCGAGUUCGACAUGGUGCGCGUCUGUGUAGUGCCGUCUAGUGUGAGCGUUUAAUUGUUCAUCGCGCUAAUGGAGUGUUUAUCAUUUUUCGUUGCCUUGUUUUGUCCUUGUUUUGUUUCGUUUUGUUUUUCCGUUGCCCGUUCGAUCCGUCCCGUCGCCCCGUGCCGUGCGUGUCAGUGCAUCGACGGCAGAGAAAAUGUUAGCUAUGCGUCGCGAAAGUGAACCCAUCUAUGGUAGUGCCAGUGCAACGACCAACUACAACAAUCUGCUGCAUCACCACGGGCAACACCAUAACGGUCACCAUCAGCAGGCGGUGCAGUCGCCGUCGGGACAGUCAGGACAGCUCACCAACGGUACUGCGGCCGAACCAUCGGUCAGAGUUCAUCCAGCCGAGAACGGCACACUCGGGGAGACCGAUCCCAGUGGGCUGGGUGCAUUCCAGGGACAUCACCAGCAGCAGCACCAACAGCACCAGCAGCAGCAACUGUUGCAGCAACAGCAACAACUAGCAGAUCAUCAGCAAACGUUGUCCCAUCAACACCAUCACCAUAGCCACCGGUCAGCGUUGUCCCCAGCAACGCCGGCCAGCUUUGGCGGAUUGCCCGGUCUCUGCAACGGGUCGUCAUCGUACGCCGGGUACACCAGCUUCGGAUUGAACUCUUCCAGUUCCGGACGGUCCACACACCCGGCGGCAUCCAGUCUCGACGAGUACGUCGACAUCCUGCAGGUCCAGCAGCUGCUGCUGGAGAACUCUUCCACUCCGUCCGGCUCCACGAGCAGCUCGACGGUGGCGAGCAUAACAACGGCAUCCGGUACCUCCACCACCACCACCACCUCCUCCUCAUCCUCCAACCCCUCCUCCUCCUCCUCCUCCACCUCCACCUCAUCCACAACCAUCCCUUCGACGGCGUCCCAACACAUCCCGCCGUUGUCCACCGUACCCUUCUUUGCGCCCUCGUCCGCUCCCUCCACCUCGACGGCGGCACUUCACGCAAAAAACCGUCCAAAAGUGAAUCUUCAGAAAGCGGCCGACUUUUCUGCGGCAGCGGCAGCGGCGGCGGCAGCAGCAGCGGCAGCGAACCAACUGCAAGGCGAUUCACCCUCCAAAAGACUGCUCUUUGAUUACCCGAGCCCAUAUUUGUAUGGUAAUUAUCAUCCGUCGCCGAGUGACGAUCUGGUCGCUUUAUGGUUUGGAAGUAACGGAACAGGUGGCGUUGCCCCUGGACCACCAGCAGCUGCCAUGAUCAUGGAAGGGCUAGAAACGUUGGUUGCGCCAUCGCAUCACACAUUCCUGCUGACCGAGUCGGCGGCCGCAGCACACUUCAACGUGCUGAGCUUCGAUACGUGCGGUCUGUUCAAGACCGGCACCACCACCACCUCGCUCGGGCUGAACAACAACAGCACGACGACACCGAACAACAAUCACCAUCACCACCUGUACCAUCCGUACCAUCACCAGACGGCCGUCAGCACUGCGACCGCACUCGCCCAUCAUCAGCCCCAUCAUCAUCAUCAUCAGCAUCAUUCGACAACCCAGCAUCAGCAGCAGCAGCAGCAGCAGCAGCAACAUCAGCACAAUUCAUCCGCCAGCACGAUCGUGUCAUCGUCGGCCGUCUCGUCGGCGAUCGCCAGCGCGGCCAGCUCGACCGCGAUCACUACGCACACGACCGCGACGACGAGUGUGACCCCGGCGUCCCAUACGUCGCACGGCCACAGCCACCAUCAUCCUAACCAUCCGCACCUGAGCCUGCUGAGUACGGGCGGCGGCGGUAGCACCAGCCACCACUCGAACGACAGCUCCACCCUGCACUCCGGCACCGGUGACGAUCAUUCGCAAUCGCAAACCGACGCACAGGCCGGCGAUCUCAACACACCCGUCACCACCUCCGGCGACAUUCCGUCGUUCUUCGGACCGUCGACGGUUGUGGAGCCACCACCGAUUACCGGAUCAAUCGAAUCGGACGAUCUCUCGCUGGAACCCCAGACGGUGUCCAGCCCGUGCGUUAGCCUGUGCAGUCCCACCAAGCAGGAGCGCAGCACACCGCAAUCGAUCGUCAACGAGGAAGAGGCUAGCAAUACCAGCAGCACCAACACCAUGUACCCGUCGUCCGGUGCUCAGCAGCAGCAGCAGCAGCAACAACAGCAGCAACAACAGCAGCAACAACAGCAACAUUCACUUCACGGCCAGAUACGUGUUGCCGGGCUGGCCAGCGUCACGGGUGGCGCCGACAUGCAGCACGGCAGCAACGACGGUGUCCAGUCGUCCGAUGCGAUCGAGAACAAGAUCGCCUACCGGGGCAUCUUCACGUCGAGCGGCAGCCCGAGCAUGGGCCUGCAGGCGGGCAACGUGAUGGCGGGCGCGGGUCAGAUGCCACCGACCGCCGGACUGGGCGGCUGGGCUUUGCCCAGCCCCGACAAGACCCUCUUCCAGGCGCCCAUGUUCGGACUGCUCGGACCGCAGGCGACCAGCGCGUCCCAGGGUGUGUCGGCCACCUCGUCCUCGAUCGGGCAGCACCAUCAGCACCACUACGGGGGGGACGAGCGAGGGCACACCGGGGCCGGCCACGGCGGCAGUCACGGUGCCGAACUGCUCGGCCUCAACAUGGACUGUGCGAGCAUCAUCCUUAAGCAGCCGCCGAGCUACAACAGCUGCGUCGGUUCACUCGACAUGCAGCAGGGCCAGGAUAUGCACGGGUACGGGCGGCCGGGCCAGGGCGCCGGGCUGGGACAGCAGAUGAGCCAGAAGUACCAGUGGCUGGACUCGCCGGUCGACCCGUACGUCGGCAGCCCGCAGCACGGUUCGGUCGUCCUGCCCGGACCCUCGUCCACGCCCAUCUCGGUGGGGCCGAUCAUUCCGAAGCAGGAGCCGUACUCGACGCCGAACGCCUGCACGUCCGACUCGAGCCAGCUCGGCGGGCUGACACCGGCCCAGGCCGCCCAGCAGGCCCAGUAUGCCGUCCAGCUGGCCGAGUACAAUCAGGCCACCAGCAAGGGGCACGAGAUCCUGUCCCAGGUCUACCAGCAGAGCACGAUGCCGCUCAAGCUGGUGCCGGUGAAGCCGCGCAAGUACCCGAACCGGCCGAGCAAGACGCCCGUGCACGAGCGCCCCUACGCCUGCCCGGUGGAGAACUGUGACCGACGGUUCUCGCGCUCGGACGAGCUGACCCGUCACAUCCGGAUCCACACCGGCCAGAAACCGUUCCAGUGUCGGAUCUGCAUGCGCUCGUUCAGCCGCUCCGACCACCUGACGACGCACAUCCGCACGCACACUGGGGAGAAGCCGUUCUCGUGCGACAUCUGUGGCCGCAAGUUUGCCCGCUCGGAUGAGAAGAAGCGCCACGCCAAGGUGCAUCUGAAGCAGCGCAUCAAGAAGGAGAAAAACUCGAGCAGCGGAGGCAACAGUGCCAACAGCAACAACAGUAGUGCGUCCGCCGCCCACCAUACCCACCACGCUCAGCAGCAGCAGCAGCAGCAGCAGCAACAACACCACCAUCAGCAGCAACAACAACACCAUCAGCAGCUCGGCCACCAUCAGGGACAUCCGGGGCUGCACGCGCACCACCUACUUACGCACGACGACCUCACCGGCAUUCCGAUCGUGUCGUCCUCGUCGAACCCGGCCAACAGCAGCUUGUAGACCGAGCUUUCGUCGAUCGAUAUUAUGCGAUUGAAUGAUCCCCAGAUCGAGCUAGUCCACGACGAUCCCUUCAUGGGCUACAUCAACGAAGAUACCACCGCCGAUGCCGAUGGCGACGAAGAGCAACCGCAACAACCGAUGGACACCGACAUCGACGAUCUGGACGAGGAGGAGCUGGAUGUGGGAGAAAACAGUCGAACGGAGGCUAUUUCUAGUAUUCAAAAAGUGCCCACCGCUCCCUCGGCCCGAACAGUGACGGUUCAUGCGUCGGUGGAACAGUCCUCUACCGCCACCACCACCGGCAGACAACCGUAUGUGAUUGUUUUACUGAUGGAGUAAGGUACAGGUACACCUUCAGCCACAGCCAGUAUACGAGAUGCAGCAUCCACUUCCGCUUUACUGCAGUGCCAUAGGUCGUGUUCGUCCGCCAUCUACCGCCAUCAUCACCGCAUCUUUGCCAAGCUCAAGGAUCGCAGCCACUUCACCGGAACAAAAAAUGCAAGUGAGAACAAUUCCAAACCGCACAAUACCGUUUGACGAAAUAGUAACUCAACAUCCGUACGCUCGUACGCAAAUGCAAUAGCGCAGUAUGAAUUAGCUGAAUUAGAACAACAGACAAAACUUUCCAAACAGAACAUUUUUGAUACAUCUCUACGUAGUUCAACGUAAGCGUUCAGAAGAUUACCGUUUGCACCACAAUCUCACACACUCACAGCAGUAUUUAAAUGUCAAUGCAACACACUUGCACCUUCAAUGUCUCUCCACACGGCACCAAAACAAACUCCGAUCACUUCGAACCUAACUCUGUCCGCAAAACGCCAAAACCGCCAAUGAUCGCAUGCGAAUUGCAAUGCCUUGGGCCGGUUCUUCGCGUUCCCGGGCUAUGUGUAUGUGUGAUUGAGAGUGUUAAGUGUUUUUCGCUCAUCACCAACAGCACCUCGUUGUAAUGAAUCUUACUUUCGUCAGUUGUGUACGGUUCCUCCAAAGGGUAUCAUCAUCCAUGAUUAAACGCAAAUCGCGGCAGCAUCGGGCCGCAGGGAACGAAAGGGGUCGUUGUAGUAGCCCUGUUUUUUGUUUUCUUAUCUCCUUAUAUCUCUUAGAAUACUGUGAUCUCAUUUUUUUGCGUGCAUAGAAGCCACAACGAAACAAAAGUAACAGAAGAGAGAAAACACGAAAAACUCAAAUCGAACAUCCUGACGGCAAAGGGGAGACAAAAAAAAUAUAAGAAAACUACACACAAAAAAAUCUAUAUAAAAAGAAAAAAAGUAAAACACGGAGCGGCCUCAGAGAGCAGAAUGGUAAAGGAAAAACAAACACACGAAGGGAACGAAAAAUCGAGCUAAGCUGCAUACUUUAAGUAUUGCCUUUCAGUAGGUAAUCUAACAAAUUGAUUAAAAUUUACAUACAACCUAAGGUCAACAUGGUGGUGUAGUCCUAAGCACACCGUUACGUUAGUAGGUAACAUGACGUUACAAACCUAUCAGUGUAAUUCCUCCCCUUUCUCCUCUCUUGCACCCCUUAAGCGCACCUAACAUGUGUCAGCGCGCGCGUGUGUGUGAGUGCAUGAAUGAAUGUGUCUCACUUGAAUCUUUCACAAUCGCACCCACUUUUUCCACAGGAUUUAGAUGCAUGUCAGGAGGUGAUGUUUAGCAUCUCCCUUCUUUCUUUCGUGUUUGAGCUAAGGAAAUUGCCGUCAGGAAAUUUACACAUACAAAAAAAAUCAUUUUUUAGAUGUUGAAUUGCUGUACCAUCAUUAUCAAAUCUUAGGCAUCUGGCUUGCGAAAUAAUUCUGAAAGAGAAGGUGCGCGUGCAACAAUUACAAUUUGCUCGUAGGACGAACUCUCUUUCAAGCACCGUUCCCAAGCAAGUCAAAAAGGGGGACUUUAUGAGAGGAAUGAAUAGUGAAUGAUCACACAGAGCGAUACCAGUAGGUAGGGAAGUAAGUGUAAGUGAAAAUUAUUUGUUAAGGCGUAAGGCAGAAAUCAGAUUUUAGACGUAAUAGAAGUGCAAGAUGUUAAGAUAAGAAAAUUACUUGCACGCAGAUCAGCAAGUAACUGAAGCUGAAAAUCAAUGUAGCUAGGAUGCAUUUGUUUUUCUUGUUAUCUAUAAUUCGAAAAGGGGAAAGAAUAUGAUUCUCAUAACUAAGCAGAUGAAGGAACGGAAAACAAUUCUAGAGUGUAGUAUUUAACAACAACAAAAAAACAAAUCUAAACGAAAUUGGGCUACAGAAAACAGGCAAUUGAAAUGCAACUAAAACCACUAGAUUAUGGAACUGAAAGAUACAAAACACAGGAACAGAAAAUUAUAUGCUUCUUGCUUCUUUCAGUAAUAUUGGUUUACACAACAAAAAAGGAUUCCCAUUGAUUGUUAGACAUCAGUUGGAUCAUUUUCGGAAGUGCGUUCCUUUUAUGUUUCGUUAAUUUGAUUAAGUUUAGCUUUAUACUUUCUGUAUAGUGUGUAUAGCGUGUAGCUGCUACUCGUCGCAUUUCGUGCAUCAUGUCGUUAACAUUACUAAUGAUUGUGUUUACUCAUCGCAACACACACACACACACGUGUAAACUAACGGAUCAGCCACCUACUGGAACACAAUCGCGCUGAUGUAAAACAAAUAGUGCUACUGUAGAACUCCAUAAACCGUGCAACUGUGCUGCCAUAUUAAGAUAUCCUUUACCACCAACAGAGUCACAGUGUAUCUGUGUUCUGUUUGUGUUUUUUUGUUGUUACAUUUUCCUUUGAUAUUCCUCUACUUAUCCCACCUUUUUUCUGUACUUUAAAUAGCUCAAGCUCUUUGUUUCCUUUUCUCAAUACCAUUUUCUACGAAACUUUUAUUCUUUUCUGUCCAGUGAAUGUACAUACCUGUGUAGCUUGUUAAUGUCAUAUGUGUGUCUGUUUUAUAUGUGUAUUUUUUUAUUUGUUUGCUGUACAUAACAGUUUAAUUGUAUUUGCCGUGUUGUCCGCCCAACGAAUGUAUGUUGCACCCUGUUUCUAACAGUGCCAUCCGUACCGAUCAAAGCCACGUGCGUUUGCGAUAAGGUGUAAUCGUGAUGCGUUUAUCCUAUCCAUCGUACGCCGUGCUUUGAGCUUAAGUCAUUAGGAGUCAGUACGCCACGCUGCAUAAACUAAAUCAUGCACUGUUAUGCAGUCAGCAAUGCUGAUCUAUCGUGAAAGUAUUUUGUUCUUGUCUCUCCUAUUCCGGACAUUAUGGAGCUAGUCGCGCUAAUACACGCUUGUUUUUCAUUCAUUUGUUUGCAUUUAUAAUACCUGGGGAUACAAUGCAACGCAAAGACUCAACUAGCACAGCAAGCUUUAGGUACUGUUUUUUUUUGUUCUGUCUGUAGUGUACGCAAAGGCGCCAAUUUACUAAUCUGUGGUAACGUUUGCACAAAUACACAAACAAAUACAAGCAAAGAUGAUACUAAGCGUAAUAUUAGUGGUAUAUUUUGAAAACAAUUUUAUUAAUUGCUUUAAUAAAUUAAACAUACAUCCUAGGAUUCAUAACGGCCAUGCAGCAUCAACAUAACUGUUGUAACUUUUGUUUUCCGUCUUCCUCUUUCGACCUAACCAUUACUAAACGAUGCUAAUGAAAAAUAGGUUUUUUUUUUGCAUUUUUGUGAACGGCUCUAGGCAGUAACGGUUCAAACUAUGAGUUGCUCUUUUUUACGUGUUUCGUGUCAAAUUUGUCUGUAUCUGUACGCUUUUCAUAUCAGUUUUGCUGAUUUCCAUCCCAUCGGAUUGUUGUGUAGAAUGUCAAUGCGUGGCAUAAACAAAAAACAUUUAUCUGUAGUACUUUUUUUUAUAAUUUAUAAUACUUACCUCGGCGGGGGUAUCGAGCGUAUAAGCGGAAGCGAAACUCAACAAACGAGUACGAAUGAAAACUAGCAAAGGAAAGAGCAAACACAUAUUUCUAAUAAAUAAAAAAAGAAUAAAAAUAAGAAUACAUUCCACAACUUGGGUUUUUUUUAUUUUGAUUGACUGAUAUGUUCCUUUCAUUUACUAUAUUUAUGUAUUGUUUAAGUAUGAUUUAAAAGGUUUGUAUAUGUUUCUUUUAUUUUGUUUGUUUUUUCAUCAUUUUUGUCAUCAUUUUUGUAACAUCCACCAGCACCAUACAUGUUUACCAAUUAGUAAACACUUACUAAAAUCAAAAGAAGCAAACUAUCAAGAAGCAGAAACAAACAAGAUCAAACUAAACCGAGUGGCUUGUAGCAUCCUUGCGUAUAGUGUCUCGUAGUAGAGAACGAUAAAUUUACAGGUGAAAAUGGCCUUAAAUUAUAUAAAAUGCAACUGCAACACUGUUUGGAUAGGCUAAGCCGGAUGUGCCGGAGAGAAGGAAGUAAACAAGACAAAAGCCAAACAAGCAUUUACCAAAAUCAAAACAAAAACCUCUCAAAAACUCACAUGAAACCGAGAUUCGUUUGCCAAAUGAGAGGAGGAAAUGAUCAAUACACUUACUUAGCUACUUUAGAGAAUACAAAAAUCUAGACGAUAGGUGUUCGAAAUGUCUUGAGAAUAAAUUGGCCUAUCCGCUGCUGGGUUUAGGAGUAUCUGAGUAAACAACUAUACUUUUUUAUUAGAUUAAAUAAUGGUUUACCAAAUAGCUACAGCAACAAAAGAGAAGAACUAAAACCAGUUGUCAAUUGUGAGGAGUUUAUGUCGAAGCGGAACAAGCGUCCCAUUUUCCAUGGAAACGCAAUGGAUCGAACGACACACUAGAAGCAAAGUAUUAAUCGUGUAAGACUCUUUCUAUUUCACUUUUUUAUCUCUGUAAGACACUUCAUGUUCUGCCAACCGAUAUAAUCUCCCCUGACUAGCACGCUCCUUUCACACACUCGAACGGUAGUGAACGAUAUGUGAAUCGUCGUCCUAUGCAGAAAAGCAUCAAACCACAGACGAGAAAGCUACCAUCUAGCGUUAAGACAAUUUAAUAUCGUGUAUUUCCAUUAGGAUCCAUCGUGCACCCCUUUUUCUAAACAAAGCCUCCAUUUACCAUUGCGAGUGUAAGUGUUAUUUGUGAGAUCAACUGUUUACUGUAUUAGAUAGUAAGUCCGGAUUUCGAUUGUUACGCAAUGUCUGGCAAAAAUAAAAUCGGAUGGAAGAUCGAUAGUUCUGGGACUGCAAGAUUGUGGACUGUUUUUAUUAACCACCAAAUUAGGUAGCGCUGCUAUUAAGGUCAUUUUGCGAGCAGUAUGGUGUAGCAGGGGACGGAUAGCCUUUAGGCUGCAAAAUAUUUUGCUCUUUUUAGAUAGAACAUACAACAGUCCUAACGGGGGAAAAAUUCGGUAAAAAUGAUCGUGUAGGUUGGAAGGUUAAAGGUCACAUUGGUCACACAGGAGUUAAAGCAGGACCAGUCCUUACGGAAAAGCACAGGACAACUGAAACUGGGGAAGUAGUUUCGAAAACAGAGAGCCAACAUUAACGUGAGUCAAAAUUUCCAAUUCGUACUUGAUGGUUUCAAAAAUAAACGGGGCUAAACAAAUGAGACUAAAAAAAGGAAGAACGAAGAAAAACAAGUAAAAUGCAAAGGCACUGGUCCUGGUUGGUGUGGCGUCAAUGAAACUAAAACACAUUUUUGGUAAAGUAAAACAAACAAAAACAAACAAGAUAAAUUGUAAUUGUCAGACUGGUAGGAAAGCAUAACGAUAACAGUACAAACAAGUUUGCAGCAUAUACAAGAGGAGGACACAGCACAGAAGAAAUCAUUUCUUUAGCAAAAACUUAUUUACCACAAGAACAUUGAUGUUGAUCGUGUCGAGCGAUCACGAUACUUAUCACUAUACAUAGACAGUAUACAAAAAAUAAAUAAAUAAAUGAAACACAUUUCAAAACAUCUUUUCGUUUACCAUAAUGGACGUUAUUUUGUGCUAUUAGCGAUAACAUAACAUAGACAGUUUCAAAGAGUCACUUUCUUAGGGCAGGCGGUAGAUGUGGAAGAUCAUACCAGAUCUGCGUGGUGUUCCUUUCACCGCCUAACUCCCUAUCAUUGAUGCAGAGACAGCUUGAAAGAGAAAAAAGAGAGAGAAAGAGAGAGAGAGAGAGAGAGAGAGAGAGCAAAAGAGAGAAAGAGUAUCAGUAUCUUUCCCAUACUUACCUUUAAGCAAGUUAGAUGUGAAGAAAUAUAGAGAGAUAUCCAUGAACCAUUACACAAAAUCUCUCCUAUUUACUACAAUUUACUGGCAUGCUCUUUCGCCUCCCACUAAGAAUAAUGUUUAAGAGACGCAGUAGGAUAGGAAGCGACAAAAUCAAUCUGUAAAUUGUAUUAGCUACCACGCUGCGCACGGUACGCGUGCAGUGUGGUGCGUACGAGUACAGAAACGAAUUCUGAAUCCGUGGGAGAUAAACAUUGAUAGAGAAGUCCAAAACUUGGAGAUGAAUGGAACAAAGUUCAUUGUAUCGUGGUUGUAAGCUCUUGCUCUUAAAAAGAAAACGAAAAAGUAUUACGAAUAAAUCACUCAAAGAGAAA